UGUCGUUUUCUUUAUUAUUAUUUUUUUUUUGGGGUGGAAACUGAGAGCCAUAGCCAAAAAUUCAUGUCAAAUCCAGUUUGUUCCUCUUCCCACCUCUGAGCUUUGAAAUCCGUGCCUUCCUUCCAUGAUUAACGUGAUCUUCUAUCUCAAUCCUGGUCAUGGGGACUCAGUCAAACGAUUCCAGCAAUCCCAGUACAGAUCAAGUGAAAUUGCCACAAAAUCAGGAAACUACUGACAUCCAAACUUCUCCAAACCCUCAGGGACUUCCCAUCAGUACCAAGCCCACUAAUGCUGCCCCAAAUGCAAAGACGUUGACCCUCCUUCCUCUUAUCUUCCUCAUUUACUUUGAAGUCGCCGGUGGGCCCUACGGCGAGGAGCCUGCAGUCAAAGCAGCCGGACCCCUGUUCGCCAUCCUCGGCUUUCUCAUCUUUCCUUUCAUAUGGAGUGUCCCUGAGGCCCUCAUCACGGCUGAGCUAUCCACUGCUUUUCCUGGAAAUGGCGGAUUUGUCAUUUGGGCUGAGCGCGCUUUUGGUCCAUUCUGGGGAUCUUUGAUGGGGACAUGGAAGUUCCUAAGUGGGGUCAUCAACAUCGCUGCCUUCCCUGUCCUUUGCAUCGAUUACUUGGAGAAACUUAUCCCGGUUCUCGAAUCUGGCUGGCCUAGGUACAUUGCAAUCUUGCUAUCCACAUUGUUUCUUUCGUUUCUCAACUAUACAGGUUUAGCCAUUGUUGGAUAUGCUGCAGUAGUACUUGGUAUUGUUUCGCUUUCGCCGUUUAUUUUGAUGUCUUUGAUAGCAAUUCCAAAGAUUAAGCCUCACAGAUGGACUAGUUUGGGCCAAAAGGGGGUGAAAAAGGAUUGGAACCUGUUCUUCAACACCCUCUUUUGGAACUUGAACUUUUGGGACAAUGUAAGUACCUUAGCCGGUGAAGUCGACAAACCCCAGAAGAAUUUUCCCAUCGGUCUCCUGGCGGCCGUCAUAUUCACUUGCCUCGCCUACUUGAUUCCACUCAUUGCCGUGACCGGAGCUAUUUCUGUGGAUCAAAAUCUAUGGGAAACUGGUUUCCACGCUGAUGCUGCAGAAAUUAUUGCCGGCAAGUGGUUGAAAGUGUGGCUUGAGAUUGGUGCUGUGUUGUCUGCCAUUGGACUCUUUGAAGCCCAACUAAGUAGUAGCGCCUACCAAGUUCUUGGCAUGGCAAAUAUCGGAUUUCUACCCAAGUUUUGCUCCGUCCGUUCGAGAAGGUUCAACACUCCAUUUGUGGGGAUCUUGGUUUCAACUAUAAUUGCUCUAGCAAUCUCCUACAUGAAUUUCACAGUCAUAAUUUCAUCAGCAAACUUCUUGUACAGUUUGGGAAUGUUAUUGGAGUUUUCAUCCUUUGUUUGGCUGAGAAGAAAAAUGCCAUCCUUGAAGAGGCCAUACAGGGUGCCAAUGGGGUUACCAGGUUUGAUAAUCAUGUGCUUGAUUCCAUCAGCAUUUCUGAUAUUUGUGAUGGCCAUUGCCACAAAGACUGUGUUCUUGGUGAGUGGUGUUAUGACAGCGGCUGGGAUUGGAUGGUUCUUUUUCAUGAGAUUUUGCAAGUCAAAGAAAUUAUUCAAUUUCAACGACAAUGAAGAAAUUCAUGAAGGAUCAUCAUUUGGGUGAUUUUUACUUCAUUUCACUUGGCUUGUUUGUAACAAGAAGAUCUAGACGUCUUAUACUUCAAUUGUACAAAACAUUACUUCUUCCUUAGUAUUAUUAUUUAUGUAUUUUCCAUUGCCUUUUUUUCUCAGAGAAUU
Messenger RNA from Morus notabilis, 1771 nucleotides. Its product is annotated as probable polyamine transporter At3g13620. The coding region runs from base 159 to 1637 and encodes 492 amino acids. The transcript has 2 exons. Gene Ontology annotation, molecular function: transmembrane transporter activity. Gene Ontology annotation, biological process: transmembrane transport. The record is from RefSeq and is a predicted model, not a curated record. Gene Ontology annotation, cellular component: membrane. NCBI's taxonomy places the organism in Eukaryota, Viridiplantae, Streptophyta, Magnoliopsida, Rosales, Moraceae.